Messenger RNA from Guillardia theta CCMP2712, 786 nucleotides. RefSeq lists its product as hypothetical. NCBI's taxonomy places the organism in Eukaryota, Cryptophyceae, Pyrenomonadales, Geminigeraceae. Bases 1 to 786 code for a protein of 261 amino acids. The record is from RefSeq and is a predicted model, not a curated record. The transcript is spliced from 11 exons.
AUGGCCAAGAGGAGAGUGUGGGUAUGGACCCCAGACGGAUACGAAUCAGGCGAUGAAAGUUUCCCCGUCGUGUAUUGUCAGGACGGGCAAAACAAGAUGGACAAGAACACAAGCUGGCUGCAGGCAGACUGGCAGCUGGGAAGAGCUGCUUCCAUUCUCCAGGAUGAAGGGGUGAUUGUUCCAACAAUCUUCGUGCUCAUAGAGAACGCCGGUGGUUUGCGGUUCAUUGAGUACGCUGACAGCAUGCUUGGAAAUGCUUAUGUGAACUGGAUGUGUGAUACACUGAAACCAUACGUGGAUGAUCGAUUCAGAACCUCGAAGAGACCUGAAUCCACCUUUGCGAUGGGGAGCAGCAUGGGGGCAUCCAUCUCGUUUCUUGCAGCAUACCAGCGACCAGACGUUUUCGGAGGGGCAUGUUGCAUAUCUCCUGCCUUUCAGACAAACACGAUUGCUUCAGUGUUGUUUGACUUUGAAGGGUUCGCUUCGAACAAGUACGAAAAGAUGAAAAUUUACAUUGACAACGGUGGCUCCACGAAGGAGAAGGAGGUUCCGUUCUUCGAUCCAAGAGAUGGGCUUCAACGAGCAGGUUACUGGUGGCUUGACACUCAGCUGCAACCGAGCAUAGACGCCAUGCUCUUUGCCUUGGAAAGCCGAGGGUUGACGAGAGCUUCCGGCCGACUCAAGUACAUCAAAUUUCCAGGCGCUCGCCACAAUGAAAACGCAUGGAGGAGGAGGGUUCGCGAGCCCUUGACAUUUAUUCUCUCACAGUCAGAGGGAAUGAGAUAA